Molecule: messenger RNA, 3124 nt
Organism: Poecilia reticulata (guppy)
Lineage: Eukaryota; Metazoa; Chordata; Actinopteri; Cyprinodontiformes; Poeciliidae
Source: RefSeq, a predicted model, not a curated record
GACACUUCCGGGUUCUGCGUAAACAUGUCCCCUUCCUCUCUCCGUAGUGUAGGUUGGUUAUGCAAACACAAUGAAGCUUUGUGCUUUAUGAAAACGUGCUUUCUGCUCCACAACAGAAGGAAAAUGUCCUUGAUGGAUUGAGCGGGCAAAACAAGAGAGGUUGGCCAUAAAUGCAGUGAACUUUGAGGCUGAGGCAGAAAGUACCGUGGGGCAGCGUUGAACCCCAAACACACAACAGCCUGAGUCCUUAUAAAUAAGGAGGAUGUCUUAUCCUUCACCCCAUGACCGCACCCGUAAAGACGACGAGGAUGACCCUGUUGAUCAGAUGAUAUCCCGUACGGGCUGUGCUGAGCUGCAUUAUGCUGUGCAGGAGUGCAUGGCUGAACAUCAGGACUGGAGAGCCUGCCAGAAGCAGGUUCAGAGCUUCAAAGACUGCAUGACAAAUUUCCAAAACGCUCAGAAAGAACGGCGGAAAGCCCAAUCGCAGACCCCUAACAAGUUAACCAGUUGAACUAACAAAUCCAUGUGGAUUUGGGAUAAGUUCAAGAACUAUUUGUGAUACUUUUAAAACCAAAGACUGUAAUAAAUGUCGUAAUUGCCAAUGAAAAUAAACUUUGAAAUUUUAAAUAUACGACAUUGAUUCUUAAACAAAAACUGAUGUUUCCUUAGAAAUGACAUUGACUAGACAGUUUCUCAUCAUCCAUGCAACUGCUACAAAAAAGGCCUUUUCUCUACUUUCACACAUCUUUCUGUAAGAAUAUAACAUUUGGCAGUCUGGUGAUGAGCUGCUCAAUUACAUGCAUAACUCAAAUUGAUCUAAAAGAGACCCAUUUCAAAACGCAGUCAAAAGGUUUUUGAGCCAGAACCAAACAUGGAGAAGCAGCACUCAGCUUCUAUGCACCACAAAUCUGGAACAAACUCUGAGAAAACUGCCAAAACACCGAGUGGCUUUAAAUCUGGACUAAAAACCCACCUGUUCAGAGUUGCUUUUGAAACAUAAUCAAUUAGACAUUAAUGAACAAUUGUUGAGUGUGUGUUCUGCAACUUAGUAUUUUUUGUGUUUGUUUUUAUGAUGUAAAGCACUUUGUACUAUACACAUUACACAUAUUCAUACAAAUAAACUAAAUUGAUAAAUUAUUUCAUCAUGUAUUCCUAUUUAUUUGACUGCUAAACAAUUAGACAGUUUGAAAAACAUAUUUUGUCGGGAAAAAAUAAACAUCUGCAUAAUUAAUAAGUGCACCCUAGAUCUAAUAUAAUGUUGAAGCAACUUUUUAUUUCAUUUUCGGCUCUCAGUUUACUUCUGUAGGUUUGUCCACGUUUCAGAUCUUGGCUUCUGUCGUCAGAUUACCCAGAUGAUGAGGACAUGUUUGUCCACUGUCUUUUUCAUGAGACAUUUUGUUGGAUUUAUUUCUAUGCUCUGUUUAAGUCACUCAUAGACCAUUUUUUUCUGGUAAAGUCAUUCUUUAGUUGAUUCAGAUUGAUUAGGAAAAGUCAAAAAUUGUUUUAUCUCGCUUUCAGACAGCUGAAGGUUGCAGGUCAUAACCGACUAGUAUUUGUAGCUUCUCAUAAAUUGUCCCAUAUUCCGAUUUUGAUAGAGUCAAUGUUACUGUUUGUGUUAAAAUAUAGAAAAAUCUGCAGGUAUUCAUCUGUACAUAACUUUUUCAAAGCUAAUGGAACUGAUGUGCAAGCUUAACGAUAAUGAACCAGUUGAACUUCUUCAUAGACCAAAUUAGUGAAAUAAAUAAGGUAUUUCAUAAUGGCUUUCAAAGUUUUGAGUUAAUCUCAUGGGAUAAACUGGGACAUAUAUUUUUUCUGGUACGCAAGUCACAUUUCCAGUUGCCUGCCUGCAGCUUCUCAGAUAAGCCCUGUUCAGUGCUGCGGCUAAACAACACUCAUGGAUCAUUAGAUUUUACUUUUAAACAGAUGCUGUCUUUCAACAAAAGCUUUGCAGAUGAGCGAUGUCUUCCUCUAGGACUGUUUCAAACACUUCUGUCAUCAUUCACCCUCCAGGUUUCUACAUUGUUGGAUUUGAGUCAUUUCCCUUCAUAUCUGUGUAUUUUAUCUUCCUGGCAUUUGUUUAUGUGUUUUCAGUGAUGUUUAACUGUUUGCUGAUUUAUACAAUUGCUGUGAAUCACAGUUUGCACACUCCAAAAUUUCUAGCCAUCACCAACCUGGCAGUGAUAGAUUUAGUCUUUAACUCCUGCACCAUUCCUGGCAUGAUAAAGAUUUUUCUAACCAAGGAUAACUUUGUUCCAUUUAACCUGUGUCUUGUACAAAUGUUUGUAUAUUAUGCAUUCUUAACACUGGAAUCAUAUGCACUCACAGUACUAGCCUAUGACAGACUGAUUGCUAUAUGUUUCCCUUUUAGACAAAGCUCAGUCAACACAGUGCGCAGCAUGUGCUGCAUUAUCAGUGUUACCUGGUGUUUAGCUGUUGGAAUGACAGGAUUUUCAACAACCAUAAUGACAAGACUGUCUUUUUGCAACUCUGUCAGAGUGGUUAGUUAUUUUUGUGACUAUGCACCUGUGUUUCGUCUUGCAUGUAAUGAUAACUCGUUGCAAUGGUCCUCAGCUUCAUACUCCUCCACUGUUGUCCUUGGAGUGCCUUUUGUUUUCAUCCUGCUCUCCUAUGUGAGCAUCCUGGUGACUGUGUUCAGGAUGAAAUCUGUGGACCGACGAGUGAAAGCUUUGGCCACGUGUGUUGAACAUAUUAUUGUUGUCACUAUAUUUUAUAUUCCUAUUUUUGUUAUUUUCAGCAUUGGGUUUUUUUCAAGGGUAGUGGACCCAGACAAGAGAGUUCUGAGUCUGUCGCUGGCAUCUUGCAUGCCUCCUUGCAUUAAUCCUAUUGUUUAUUCUCUGAAAACUAAAGAGAUCAAAAUCAGAAUACUGGCUAUCUUUAGAAAAACUAAAGUUAAUACAAAAAUCUGAGCAAAAUCCAAAUAAAUCUUUUUAGACUCUAGAAGUAACAAAUAACCUAGAAAAAAAAGUAAUGAACAGAUCUUGUCUCUAAUUUUCCUUUUUUUUUUUACUUAUAAAUAUGUAAGGAUGUCACUACACCUAAUAUCUUAUUAUUAUACUGUGGUAUAAUUUUUGGGUAACACUUUAUUUGAAGGGGUUUGCAUAAG